GGACAAUGAUCAACACGCGUCAGCUGUUCGUGACGACGCUUCAGCGUGACGGUAAUUCACGAAGUUUGUGCACCCAAUAUUCGGAAUGUUCCCGUUGGAAAAUUGUCUAUGUUCAAUAGAAUUUCAAAAAUUAUGUCAAGUCCGAUGAAUUUUGAGUGUUUGAUAAACAUUUCGAUGAUAGGAUUUCAAAACUUUUGUCCGAUGAAUUUCGAGUGAUUAAAACUUCGAUGAACAAGAUGGAUUUGUAGGUCGAGAUCGGUUGGGAUUUGGGUGCGAUACCGUAAACGAAAUUAAGUUUUAGACCGAGAUCGGUUGAACUUUAGGUGCGAUAAACAAAAUGGAUUCAUAGUUCAAGAUCGGUUGAGACUUAAGUUCGAUCAACGUGAUUGAUUCAUCGUUUGAGAUUGAUUGAAAUCUAAGUUUGAUAAACGACAUGGAUAGAAAUCUAAUCUAGAUUAACAAAAUGUCUUCAUAUUCCAAGAUCGGUUGAGAUUUAAUUUCGAUCAACGUAAUUGAUUCAUCGUUUGAGAUUGAUUGAAAUUCAAGUUCGAUAAACGACAUGGAUAGAAAUCUAAUGAAUAAACAAAAUUUAUUCAUACUUCAAGAUCGGUUGUAGUUGGUAGCUUUUAUAAUGAAUUGCUCUGAGUAUGACGUUGAAAUAAGUGUGAAGCUUAGGAUUAAAUAAUUUGAAAAUGAUGCUGACGUAAUUUUGAAAAAGACUACAGUUCAAAAAAUGGGACCGAAUGAUUUGAAAAUAAUGUUGUAUUAAUUUCGAAAUAAAUUUGUUAUAAUGGGACCGAAUGAUUUGGAAAUAAUGUUGUAUUAAUUUUGAAAUUCAUUUGUUAUAAUGGGACCGAACGAUUUGGAAAUAAUUUAAUAAAUUUGAAAUACAGUUACAAUGAUGGGACCGAAUGAUUCGAAAGUAAUGUUGAAAUAGUUUUGAAACUUAUUCAGGAUUAUGGGUCCGAGUAGCGUUAUAGGCCUAGUAUUUUUAACAGUGUUUUCGCUGACGGAUGGUGAAACUCAUCGACAUCGGCAUGAACGAUUUCGUUUUGCAGAAAAAGUUGCUGUUCAUCAUGUGCAAGCAAUCGCGGGCAGAACAGCUGAGCUGCCCUGCCAGCUGAGCACAAAGCAGCACAACGACAAAGCACAACUUGUUCUCUGGUACAAGACAGACGACAACGUCAAAGCCCGUACCCCAUCAACACCCAUCUACAGCUACGACGCGAGAGGCGGUGGUCUUGAAUCUCUCCAUUGGUCAGAUACGAACGUUCUGGGAUCACGCGCGUUUCUGCGAACGGACGUUGCACCGGCCAAACUGGUCAUCAACGCCGUCAAAGAAACGGACGGUGGACUUUACAAGUGUCGGGUGGACUUUCAACGAUCUCCAACCACCAAUACACGGGUCAAUCUGUCUAUAAUUGUUCCCCCCGAGAGAUUGAGUGUGGUGGAUGAGCAUGGAGUUCAUAUACAGAACUACAUUCUGGGACCAUACAACGAGGGAGAUUCUAUAGAUAUAGCCUGCAUUGCGACUGGUGGUCGCCCAACAACCAGAGUGACGUGGUGGCAGGACACCGCUCUCCUGGAUGACACCUGGGAGACCAUGACCAAUAGGAGGGUGCGAAAUGUGCUGAGCAUUGCACCUCUGCAGAGACACCAUCUGCAUGCAGUCUUCACAUGUCAGGCUGCCAAUAACAACCUCGUGCCACCCAUUUCCAGCUCUGUUACUGUCGAUCUCAAUUUGAGUCCAUUGUGGGUGAGACUGGUUGGUGAGAAUAAGCCGUUAUCAGCCGGAGCUUUCUAUGAGUUCAAAUGCGAGGUGGUGGGAGCCCGACCCAGCCCACAGAUUACCUGGUGGAAAGAUAGUCUACAACUUCUCAAUUCUACACAAACUACAAGCCCGGAUGGGAACCGCACUGAGAGUACAUUGAUAUUCUCACCAAUGGUGAGUGACCAUGAGAGCACACUGACCUGCAAGACUGCGUCAACUUAUGACGGAAAUGAGUUGCCACCUUAUGACAGCUGGACGUUGAAUGUACGCCAUAUCCCGAUAGUUUCAAUUGUGAUGCUGAGAAGCUCGAAUGCGAGCACUGUCAACGAAGGAUCUCCAGUUAGUAUGAAAUGCGUCUUGGAAGCCAAUCCUCCUGUUUACAAAGUUGUUUGGAAGCACAAUGAUAAAGUGAUCUCAGUGAACGGGUCUGACGGUUAUUUCUUCGACUCAGCAACGUUGCUUAUCAACAACUGUAGCCGAGCGCACAGCGGCGUAUAUUCGUGCGUUGCUAGCAACCAGGAGGGAGACGGCUAUAGCCAGAGCAUCAGUCUCGAUGUCAAAUUUGCUCCAAUCUGCCGCCCCGGUCAGAAAACCACGGUGCUAGCCGCUCGCUACGAACCAACCGAGAUCAUCUGCGAGGUGGAAGCCAAUCCGGCCGAGGUCAGUUUUACGUGGCGCAUGGAAAGUGCAACGGAAACUGACUCCCUUGGUGGGUUCCAUGACGGUGCCGUUACAUAUUCCCGUACUGACGGAACCAGCAGUAACGAGGUCGUUCCGGAUUCCCGCGACGGAAGCCGUGACGAACGAGUGGAGUUCUCGGUGGAGGACACCCGUAGCACGGCAACCUUCAGGCCCGCUUCGCUCGCCGACUACGGCACGGUGUCGUGUUGGGCCACCAACAGUCUUGGGAGACAGACAGUGCCCUGUCAGUUCUACUUGGUGCCUGCAGGGAAACCAGACGCGCUGACCAACUGCACUCUGCUGAAUCAAACUCUGGACGGCCUGCUGAUCAGCUGUGAGGCAGGCUUCGACGGCGGCCUCGAUCAGCUGUUCCUCAUGGAGGUGUUCGACAGCCACAGCCAUCAGCUGAUCGCCAACUCGUCAGCUGACGCGCCCUACUUUGUGCUCGACCCGAUUCCCGUCGCCUACUCGCAAGGCCUCGACCUGCAUCUCUAUGCCGUCAACAGCAAGGGACGCAGUGAGCCGGCUCGGAUGCAUGUGUUCACUUUCAACACGGCCGAGAAGCGAAUUGCGGCUGUGACCCUGAAAUUGACGCCCCUCCUUGGAGUCCUGUUCGGCGUAGUGGCGGCGCUCAUCAUAGCUUUGUUCGUGGUCGCACUUGCCGUCUACUUGAGGAGUAGAGAGGCCUCUUCUCCUCCUCCUGCUCCUCCCCCUCCUCCUCCGCCCCCCUAGCAAAGAAGAGUGCCAACCGAUUGUCGUCGGAGGGUGAAGAGGAGGAGAUAUUUGGAAACGACCCCGACAUCAUACCUUCCCGAAACGAGUACGACACAGCCACUGCUAAAGAUAUGGUCGACCAUCUAACGCUAACCAUGACGCAGGUUGAGAAUGAGUUACAUCAUCGCAUCUUAGCCAAAAAUCAGACGGGGCCCGAUCAGGAGGAAUGGAACAGGAGUAGGAACGGUUCCAGACGCUGGCGAGGAACCGUUACUCUAUCGACGCAAUUGUGAUAUUUCCCAAGGGGUGAACAUCCCGUCUAACUUGCUACAUUAUCUUUGCCAUCACAAUCCUAAAGACAAGAGAGAAGAAACUGGCGAAAUUCACUUCAAACUGUCAGCAUGAAACUAUACUAACAUCAUUGACGCUACACACAAGGAACACUGACAUCAGAAAUUAUACAACUUUAGACUGUCAGUGUUAGUUAUACGUACAUCAUUGAUGCAACACAUAGGGAAUAAUGACAGUUGUAAGUGAAUAGAUCUCUACUAAGCUAAGAAUGUACUUGUACAGCAGUUUAAUGUUUGACUUGACGUAACUUUUCCAAUAAAAUCGUUGUCUCUCAAUG
Nilaparvata lugens (brown planthopper) is the source of this 3794-nucleotide messenger RNA. Its product is annotated as nephrin. NCBI's taxonomy places the organism in Eukaryota, Metazoa, Arthropoda, Insecta, Hemiptera, Delphacidae. The transcript is spliced from 14 exons. The record is from RefSeq and is a predicted model, not a curated record. The coding region runs from base 959 to 3184 and encodes 741 amino acids.